Misgurnus anguillicaudatus (oriental weatherfish) is the source of this 1211-nucleotide messenger RNA. It is a transcript of the gene vapa, whose product is annotated as VAMP (vesicle-associated membrane protein)-associated protein A. The record is from RefSeq and is a predicted model, not a curated record. Gene Ontology annotation, biological process: neuron projection development. Gene Ontology annotation, cellular component: endoplasmic reticulum membrane; plasma membrane. NCBI's taxonomy places the organism in Eukaryota, Metazoa, Chordata, Actinopteri, Cypriniformes, Cobitidae. Gene Ontology annotation, molecular function: FFAT motif binding.
GCGCAGAACAUUCAAGCGUCUCCCGUUCGAACGGAGCUGCAGAAGUGAUCGUGACGCGCCGGUUUAUUUUGAGCUCUGUGCUUAUUGACAUAUAAAUACGAUUCAAUAUUACAGCUGCUGUUCGUUCCUCAUCUCCGUGACGUGUCGCGCCGUGCUCGCCGCCGCGUCUGCCUGCUGCUAGUGAGCGCGUUGCGCGGGUGUGUGACAGUGAGUGCGCGCGCGUCGUGGCCGGGGCUCUUGAGCAGCACGCGACUGUGUCCCGUUUAACGGCUGUCAUGUCCAAAUUGGAGCAGAUUCUGAUCCUCGACCCGUCGAGCGACCUCCGCUUUAGAGGACCUUUCACAGAUGUGGUAACCACCAACCUGAAGUUGAAGAACCCGUCUGAUAAAAGAGUAUGUUUCAAAGUGAAGACCACAGCUCCACGCCGCUACUGCGUGCGGCCCAACAGCGGCGUGAUCGAUCCCGGCUCAACGGUCACCAUCUCGGUCAUGCUCCAGCCGUUUGACUACGACCCAAAUGAGAAGAGCAAACACAAGUUUAUGGUCCAGACCAUUUUUGCACCAUCUGGCGUAUCGGACCUGGAAGCUUUGUGGAAAGAUGCCAAACCAGAUGACCUGAUGGACUCCAAACUGCGCUGUGUGUUUGACAUGCCCUCAGAGAACGACAGGAUGAACGAGCAGGAAUCCAGCAAAACCGCAGCUGUGCUGAACGCCUCUAAAGCAGACGGCACGUCAGGAGCCAAACCCAGCAGCCUGUCUAUGGACGACACCGAGAUGAGGAAACUCCUGGAGGAGUCCAAGAGACUGCAGACAGAAGUGGGAAAACUCUUGGAGGAAAACCGCCAGCUCAAGGAUGAAGGUCUGAGGAUGAGGAGGGCCAAUCAGUUUGACAGCUCCGCUUCAAAGUCUUCAGCGAUGAUGAGCAAAGACCCCGCCUCCAAAUCCCUGCCGUCAUUGCUGGUCGUCAUCGCCGCCAUAUUCAUCGGCUUCUUCCUGGGGAAGUUUGUGUUGUAGAGAGGGCAUCGGCGUCCACGUUUGCCGGGCCUGGCGAGCAUCGCGUGCGUUCUUGUCGAUAACCGUUGCGUCAGUGCCGACGUGCCCCAAAGCGACGGUAAUACAUGUGUCUGUGUACAAGAUCAUUCAAACGGGCCUUGCCUUUCUCACACGGUUAGUACACAAACAAACAAACACACACACACACACACACACACA